This is a messenger RNA of Colius striatus (speckled mousebird), 1187 nucleotides long. It is a transcript of the gene SLC25A5, whose product is annotated as solute carrier family 25 member 5. Bases 64 to 960 code for a protein of 298 amino acids. Gene Ontology annotation, molecular function: ATP:ADP antiporter activity. The transcript has 4 exons. Gene Ontology annotation, biological process: mitochondrial ADP transmembrane transport; mitochondrial ATP transmembrane transport. The record is from RefSeq and is a predicted model, not a curated record. Gene Ontology annotation, cellular component: mitochondrial inner membrane. Lineage: Eukaryota; Metazoa; Chordata; Aves; Coliiformes; Coliidae.
CCGCCCCCCCCCCCUCCCGCCCGCCCCGCAGCGCCUCGCCCGCACCCGCCGCCCGCACCCGCCAUGACCGAUGCGGCCGUGUCCUUCGUCAAGGAUUUCUUCGCCGGCGGGGUGGCGGCCGCCAUCUCCAAGACCGCCGUCGCCCCCAUCGAGAGGGUGAAGCUGCUGCUGCAGGUGCAGCACGCCAGCAAGCAGAUCGCCGCCGACAAGCAGUACAAGGGCAUCAUCGACUGCGUGGUGCGCAUCCCCCGGGAGCAGGGCGUCCUCUCCUUCUGGCGCGGCAACCUGGCCAACGUGAUCCGGUACUUCCCCACCCAGGCGCUCAACUUCGCCUUCAAGGACAAGUACAAGCAGAUCUUCCUGGGCGGCGUGGACAAGCGCACGCAGUUCUGGCGGUAUUUCGCCGGUAACCUGGCGUCGGGGGGGGCCGCCGGCGCCACCUCCCUCUGCUUCGUGUACCCCCUUGACUUUGCCCGGACCCGCCUGGCCGCGGAUGUGGGUAAAGCCGGGGCUGACCGCGAGUUCAGCGGCCUGGGGGACUGCCUGGUCAAAAUCUUCCGCUCAGAUGGCCUCAGGGGCCUCUACCAGGGCUUCAGCGUCUCGGUCCAGGGCAUCAUCAUCUACAGAGCUGCCUACUUUGGCAUCUACGACACCGCCAAGGGCAUGCUUCCGGACCCAAAGAACACCCACAUCGUGGUCAGCUGGAUGAUCGCUCAGACCGUCACCGCUGUCGCCGGUUUGACCUCCUACCCUUUCGAUACGGUUCGGCGGCGCAUGAUGAUGCAGUCUGGCCGUAAAGGAAGUGACAUCAUGUACAGUGGCACCCUGGACUGCUGGCGGAAGAUCGCCCGGGACGAGGGCUCCAAGGCGUUCUUCAAAGGCGCCUGGUCCAACGUGCUCCGAGGGAUGGGCGGCGCUUUUGUCUUAGUCCUCUAUGAUGAAAUCAAGAAGUACACAUAAGUUGUUUCCUGUUGUGAACUGGCAUGUUGUAUGUAGUCUAUGACCGUUCAUGGACUUGUUUGAAAACCAUCUAGUCACUAAGCAGCGAUGGCUGAUGUUGAUACAGGCUGGCAUGGAGCAGGGCUGGCCGCCUGCCCCGUCUUUAUGGAGUUAUUCCCCUCGCUGGGACUCACCAUGGUUUCUAUUUCAGUCCUUCCUGCUCAAAGUGUACAAAGAAAUAAAAAUCU